AUGCUCAUCUACACUUACACACAGGGGUUUCACCACUAUUCGAUCCCCACUGCGACCAAAGUGGUGCAGCAACUCGCCAAGAAAGCUGACCCACCCAUUGACACGGUGCACUCGGACGAUCCGGACGACUUUGAAAAGAAAGGCUGGCUUUCGCAAUUUGACAUGCUCAUGUUUAUCUCGGUCUCUGGCAAAGCUCUCUCAGAUGACGGAGCGGAAGCGCUGCGCGAGUACAUCGAGGCAGGCGGAGGCUACCUAGGGGUACACGAGGCAUGCGAUGCGCUCUACAACUACCACUGGUACGGUCGUCUGGUGGGUGCCUACUUCAACUACCAUCCACAGAUCACACACGCCACACUCAACAUCAUCAACCGCACGCAUCCAGCCACAAAGCACCUCAACGCAACAUGGAGGGUGUACGACGAGAUGUACAACUAUAAUUCGAACCCGUCCAAGUGGGAUAAGCAGUACCUCAUCACUGCCGACCAGUCUUCGUAUGACGAUCCCGUUGAAACGAUUGCGCAGCGUGCAUCCGAGCAAGGCUCCCCGCAUCCGAUCGCGUGGUGGAAGGAGGGCGAUCAGCUGACUUACAAUCCUCAUGUCAAGGUCGGGGGCGGUACCGAUCCCACCAAGCAGGAGAUCCGCUUGGGAACAGCGGGCACCGGUGGACCUGGUCGAAGCUUCUACACGGCUUUGGGUCAUACCAAUGCGAUGUGGAACGACGAUGCUUUCCAGCAACACAUCAUGGGUGCCGUCAGCUGGUUGAUGGACUCGCCCGUGCUCAAGUCGUCGUCGGCCAACCCUCCCAAGGGUGCGGUUGGAUCUGACUAUGAUCCUCCAGCAGCAAAGCCAAGCUCGACCAGCUCCAGAGGGGCCAAUCGACCAAAUUCAGGUGCAGGCAUCUCGUCUACGAUUGUAUCAGGAACGCCAUUGCCUUACUCCAAGUCGGCGGUGUCGAAAAGCGGUGCGUCUACAACCACAUCACUGACGCUAUCGUCGUUAUCGGCUGUAGCAGUGGCGACGCUCUCAGCUUUACUCUUGCUCGUUCUGAGCUUAGCUGCGUGCUAA
This is a messenger RNA of Sporisorium graminicola, 1065 nucleotides long. RefSeq lists its product as uncharacterized. The transcript has a single exon. NCBI's taxonomy places the organism in Eukaryota, Fungi, Basidiomycota, Ustilaginomycetes, Ustilaginales, Ustilaginaceae. Bases 1 to 1065 code for a protein of 354 amino acids. The record is from RefSeq and is a predicted model, not a curated record.